AAGACACCAAUCCAUCCUGUUCGGUGUGCAUUACCGUGUCGCACUGGUUUCGCCAGUCGGUCGCUUUCAUUCGAACGAACUAGACGCGUUUUCUGUCGUGCAGGUGUGUUUUGACGUGCCACUACUACGUCAAGCUGACAGCUGAGUGCUGUGAGUCAUCACUGUGUACGAUCGCGAUACUUAGUUUAGUGUUUAGCUCAAAUGGUUGAAACUUUUUGAUGGCUCUGGCGCAAAAUUUGUGUAAAUUUAAUUGCUCGUUGAUUUUGGGCAAAGUUGUGUUAGGUCGGGAAGAAGUGUACUAGAUCGUAGUAGGCUCAGUAGGCCUAGUAUACAAAGGAUCCAACAAUAGAUCUUAGUGUCUAUUACCCGGGGAAUUUGUUGGGAGUGCGAAAUCAUUGCUAUUGAAAAUUGAAGCUUCGAAAAUUCCCCUCCAAAGCUGCAACAUCUCACUCAAGUGGCGCUUGAACCGCUCAAUCGAGGAUCACGAAAACGAUAAGUACCAAGUACUGCUGAUAAACCCCCGUCAGCUCAAUACUCUCAAACAGUGUUGACUAUAAAUCACUGCGCUCUGCGGUGGGGCGAUAAUCCGCGGCACUUUCCAUUGCAAGUAAAAAAAACACAAACCCAGCAGAAUCAACAUCGAGAAACGAGUUAAUCACACACUCCACCAGCAGCACUUCUGACACUCAUCCUCAGUUGGCGCUGCAUCGGGGGCUGCAGGUGCAGGUGCUUAUUAGUGCCGGUAGGCUCACGCGUGAAUAGUUGCAGUGGUUUUUUUAUUCUCCUCCUUCUACAUCUCACUCCUCCCCCGGUACUCCUCAAAACCAUAAUGAAUGUAAUCGAGUGAUUAAAGCGUGCGGAACGUCGGGAGCGUGAAGGUGGGUCGUGUUUUUGUGUGUAACCGGGUCAAACGGUUGUUGUGGUUAAAGCGUGCAUAUCAUUUGCGUUUGUGCCGGUGUGUGUGUGUGUCUGUGUGGUUGGCAAGUGGUUGGUGUGCAGGUUGCACAUGUAGGUGUGCACAAAUUUCAUUACGCUUUCCCAUUUGUCAGACACGUGCGUUGUGCGUUGGAGUCUAGUGUAGAACGAGUAUAGGAGCGCGUUAGGAGGGCGUAUCAGCAACAGCAGCAGCAGUCUAGCACCCCUGACUCCUCUCCUGGGUUUCGUCUUCCGCAGAUACUUCUUUCCCAUCCUACCCUGGACCGCAACGAACGCAGCCAAGAUGAAGAUGUCAAAACUCUCCAAUCAGACCAACUCCCAGGACCCGCAGGCGGUGAACUCGCGCGUUUUCGUCGGCAACCUGAACACUUUUCAGUGCUCGAAGACGGACGUGGAGCGCAUGUUUCAGCGCUACGGACGGUUGGCGGGAAUUUCCAUGCAUAAAGGAUACGCGUUUGUACAGUUCACUAAUCCAUUCGAUGCCCGGAACGCUUGCCACGGUGAGGAUGGACGAACGGUGCUGAGUCAAACUUUAGAUGUGAAUAUGGUCGCGGAACCAAAACCACAUCAAACCGGUCGGAAACGGCAAAACAAAUCCAAAACCGGAAACGAUUGGGACUACUACUACGACAGCUACUACGCGUCAACACUGUUUGGGCCGCUACAGCAGCAACCAAACGCACAGCCACGGCCUCUCAAGCGCCAACGGUUGAUGGCACCGAGCCGCAUGGGAAUGACGCCGAAAAUGAACGGUGCCGGGCCGAUCCUUGCGCACAGUCACGCACAGCAACAGCAGCAGCAGCAGCAGCAGCAGCAACAGCAAGUGCUCUCUCAACAACAGCAACAGCAACAACAGCAGCAACAGCAACAACAAAUGCAUCUCGUAGCACAUUCGCAACAGCUUCAGCAACAAAUGCAAGCCGUGGCAACGGCAAGCCCUGUGCCGGGGGGAGCCUGCAGUUUGGGCGGCUACUACACCACCCCGGUCGGUGGUAACAUUGGCUCGAGCAACGGUGUGCCGAUGCAGGUGCCGAACGGGUGCAUCGGGACGAAUGGUUACAUCAACAACAACAACUGCUUGCUGAACGGAACGGAGCUGAGCGGUGGUGGUGUUGUUGGCGGCGCGGGCUGCAACAUGUCAAGCAACAUGUCAAGCUACACCAACGGCCAGCACGUGGUUGGACCGUUCAAAACUUACAGUAAUCCCGACACACUCAUCUGCGGCAACUGCCGGGAGCUGUUCACCGACCUGACGGAGCUGCUGGAUCACAAGCGCAGCUACUGCAAGCUUCGAUUUACCUGCAAGUGUCUCAGUACCUCACCGGUGCAGAAAACUUAUCCCAAUCCGCAGGCUAAGCUGGUGUGUGUGGCGUGCAAGGAUUCGUUCUCCAAUCCCUGGGAUCUGAUGGUGCACGCGCAGGCCGCACACAUGGUAAACAUCUACGAGCUGGGGGAGAGCCCGUCGUCCGGCGAGGACGGGAAGGCGCUGGCGGUGGGCGGCGAUCGGACCGCCAACAGUACGCCCACGAUGCCCUGCUCACCGCCCGCCCACGAGCACGGCGCGAAGCUGAAUGGAAACGGUGCGGUCAACAACCCGCUGGCGAACGGAAUUCACGAGCUUGAUGAUGAGAAGAAUGACCAUGGGGAGGAAACUCAUUCACAGGCGACGCCCAGCUCACCGGAAGCGGGCCUACAGACGGCCUCCUCCAGUGAGGACAUCUCUUCCAUGCACGAUUCACCCAUCAUCAACGGUGUCAUCGCGAAGGUGGAACCGUCGGCCGGUCUGCUGGCGAACGGGUUUGCCGCCGCAAUGGACACCGGGCUGAAGGUGAACGGGCCGGCCAGGGCGUGCAUUAUGUCCGCGCUGAGUAUAGACACAAAGUCUAACCAGGAGUCGGCACUGAAAAUGGUCUCCUCCACGAUGGGCAUAACGCUUACUAACGGGGCGGCUGUAACGGCCGUAACGCAGUAAAGCAUUUGUUGUAAGCGUUCUCGUAGCAGCUACUUUGUUUUGUACUUUGAUUUUCAUUCUUUUAUAGUUAUAAAGCUUGUUUUAGUUUGUUUAGAAGAGUUUAGAGUUUUCUGUUUUUUUUUUUAAUAUUUAUUAUCUCUUUCUUUUCUUUUAAAAGCAUGUUAGGGUUAACAAUGUAUUAAGUAAGAAAUAUUUAUUACCAAGCAUUCUUCAAAGCAUGUUUCUGUUGAGCCCCCGUUUCUUAGACGUAAUGAAACUCUAAAAAGCAACAACACAUCAACCGUUCUUCUAAUGAGAGAAACGAAAAGUAUUCUAUUAUCGUAGAUAGUAAGACAAACGUUUAUAUUGAGAAAAGAAACAAAAAAGUAACAAAAUACACACCUACAAUGGAAAAACAAAUAUAUGCAAAAAAGCAGCUAACAUUAAACCAAAAAAACACACACACACACACACACACAAACACAUAGUAAAUAAAUCGAAUGUGCGUUACUAACGCUGGAUUUACGAACAAAAGCUGACAGGCAAACACGCUGCUUAAAGCACACAUACACUGAAACACAAACAUGUACGUAACACUAAACACUAAAUACGGUUAUCGUCUUAACGGGCAGAAUUUGCUUGCAGUAUAAACGUGUUUCAAAGCGGUGUAGAGAAAGAGAGAGAGAGAGAGAGAGAGAGAGAGAGAGAGAGAGAGAGAGAGAGAGAGUGCAAAAAGCAAAACAGAACAGCAAAAACAUUUCAAAAUCUCCAACGUAAAACCGUAAAACACGGACACGAUAAAUGAAUACAAAACAAUGAGAGCUUAUGGGUAUGAUUUAUGUUUAUAAACUGCACUGCACAAAGCAGGCGAGGUAAGAAAAAACGAGUUUCGGCAGGCGAAAGAUGUUCGUUUCACCGUUGCGGCAUUGCGUUCGAACGUGCACGGUUGGUAGUUUGGCUCAACCGAAAAGGGGAAGCUUGCGCAACCAAAAGAGAGGAGGAGAAAUAAAUCUCUGCUUUAGUUACCAAAACAACACCCAUUGUUGAUUAGAUAAUGCCUGCCGGUUGGCGGGAUUUCACACAAGCAAAGUCGCUUGCCUCCGUUUUUGUCGCUA
Messenger RNA from Anopheles merus, 4002 nucleotides. RefSeq lists its product as uncharacterized. Gene Ontology annotation, cellular component: nucleus. Gene Ontology annotation, molecular function: RNA binding. The transcript is spliced from 10 exons. The record is from RefSeq and is a predicted model, not a curated record. Bases 1220 to 2908 code for a protein of 562 amino acids. NCBI's taxonomy places the organism in Eukaryota, Metazoa, Arthropoda, Insecta, Diptera, Culicidae.